Papaver somniferum (opium poppy) is the source of this 807-nucleotide messenger RNA. RefSeq names its product protein NYNRIN-like. Gene Ontology annotation, molecular function: nucleic acid binding. The record is from RefSeq and is a predicted model, not a curated record. Lineage: Eukaryota; Viridiplantae; Streptophyta; Magnoliopsida; Ranunculales; Papaveraceae. The coding region runs from base 1 to 807 and encodes 268 amino acids. The transcript is spliced from 2 exons. Gene Ontology annotation, biological process: DNA integration.
AUGGAAUUCGACACAACUGAACACGUGAAGAAAUAUCAGCAAUGCCAAAGCCAUGGACCACUCAUCCAUGCACCGCACACGCUGCUACACAAUGUUGUUACCCCCUGGCCCUUCCAUAGUUGGGGACUUGAUAUCAUCGGACCGAUUAGUCCGACUUCAUCCGGACGAUACAAAUACAUUAUCACUGCAACUGAAUAUUCUUCAAAAUGGGUGGAAGCUAUCCCUCUCCGUGACUACUCCGGAUCUACCAUUGCCGCGUUUAUCAAAGAAUAUAUCAUAUGUCGAUUCGGCGCGCCAAUGAUCAUCUGCUCAGAUAUUGGAACUUCUUUCAUUAAUCAGACUGUCAAGGAGCUAUUGGAUCAAUACAGCAUUAAGUUUCAUACUUCGACCGUCUACUAUACCCAGGGAAAUGGGCAGGCGGAGGCCACUAAUAAAACAUUACUGAGAAUAUUGAGUCGGACAGUAUAUGAUCAUCAUAGAGGUUGUCAUGAACAACUCCCACUCGCACUCUGGGCACACCGCAUUUCGAAGAUAAGUUCCACUGGAGAUUCCCCCUAUUCCCUAGUGUAUGGAGAAGAUGCGAUACUACCAGCGGAGAUCGCUAUUCCUUCAGCACGAGUUUCCAUGGCUAUUUUAACCACCCCGGAUGAGCGCAAUGCAGCAGCAGGAAAGUUUGUUGCAAACUGGGAAGGUCCGUAUAUGAUCAGUGAAGCCGCGAAAAGCGGAUACUACUACCUUAAGCGAAUGAAUGGAUUUCAGAUCAACACCGCUAUUAAUGGUAAAUGGUUAAAAGCUUACUAUGCAUGA